Cucumis melo (muskmelon) is the source of this 2775-nucleotide messenger RNA. RefSeq lists its product as uncharacterized. The transcript is spliced from 2 exons. Gene Ontology annotation, molecular function: mRNA binding. The record is from RefSeq and is a predicted model, not a curated record. Gene Ontology annotation, cellular component: mRNA cleavage and polyadenylation specificity factor complex. Lineage: Eukaryota; Viridiplantae; Streptophyta; Magnoliopsida; Cucurbitales; Cucurbitaceae. The coding region runs from base 63 to 2204 and encodes 713 amino acids. Gene Ontology annotation, biological process: mRNA alternative polyadenylation.
GCUUGCCUUCAAUUUCUGAAUUUGAAUGAAUCUUUAGAGCACGUUCGUUGAAGAAGGCAGAGAUGGAUGAUGGAGAGGGUGGGUUCGGUGAGGGUGUGGAUCAGAUUGAUCAGUUCCAUCGGAACGAGGCCAUUUCGGCCGUUGCUGAUGAUGGUUUCUUGGGCGAAGAUGAGGAUGAAUACGAGGACCUGUAUAACGAUGUUAAUGUUGGGGAGGGGUUCCUUCAGUCGUUGAGGAAGAACGAUGAUUUGGGAUUCAAGAGGGAGGAGGAACCCAAGAUGGAGCCUCCUGCACCUGUACCACCCACUUCCGGUGCUUCCAUACCUGGUAUCGGUGGAGGUGCAACUGAAGUUACUGGUCUAGGAGAUGCCGGUGGGCAUACUGUUUCGGAGAGAGUAACAGAGGGUUACAACCAGAUUCCAGAUUCAAGAACGAAUGAGAUGGCUAUCAGAGGUGGGGUGGGAUCGGGGCCGCCUGUAGGUGGCGGAGUUGGGAUUAGGGUUGAAUUAGGGCAAGGGAGUAAACCCAAUGAGUUGGAGGAGCGAAGUAGCAAUAACGUAGCUGGGCAUCAGGCUCCGCAACAGCCACAGCUGCAGCCGCAGCCACAGCCGCAGCACCAUCACCAGCCACCUCAGAGCGGAGUCUUAGGAAAUCCUGGGAGUGUAGAAAAUGAAGGUCUGCUAAGGCAAGGUGGUGGAGUUAAUGUCAAUGGGGUCGGUGGAAAUGGGUUCGGUAAUGUAGGGAGUGCAGGGGGAGGUAGCGGUGGAACAAUUUUGUUUGUUGGUGAUUUGCAUUGGUGGACUACAGAUGCGGAGCUUGAGGUGGAACUCUGUAAGUAUGGUCCGUUGAAGGAGGUCAAGUUUUAUGACGAGAAAGCCAGUGGAAAAUCAAAAGGCUACUGCCAGGUUGAAUUUUAUGAUCCUUCUGCUGCCACAGCUUGCAAGGAGGGAAUGAAUGGACAUAUUUUUAAUGGACGUCCAUGUGUAGUUGCAUAUGCAUCACCGUUUAGUGUUAAGAAGAUGGGAGAAGCCCAAGUUAACAGGAACCAACAGAUAGCCCAAGCUACUAAUCCUCAAGCAAGGAGAGCUCCUAAUGAUGCUGUAGGUAAAAUUGGUGGAAGUAGUAUUGCAACGGGUGGUAACUAUCAAGGUGGUGAUAACAAUAGAGGUUCUGGGAGAGGUAAUUGGGGAAGGGGUAAUGCUCAUGGGAUGGGUGGUCGAGGACCAGCUGGUCCAAUGAGGGGCAGGGGUGGUGGGAUGGGUGGCAGAGGUAUAAUGGGAAAUGGUGGAAAUGGAUUUGGCCAAGGAAUUGGUGCUACCCCUCCUUUAUUGCAUCCGCAGUCAAUGAUGGGUCAAGGUUUUGAUCCAUCUUUUGGUGCACCCAUGGGAAGAAUGGGUACAUAUGGUGGUUUUCCUGGAGCUCCGGCUCCCCCUUUCUCUGGAAUUUUGUCAUCCUUUCCUCCUGUCGGGGGUGUUGGCCUUCCUGGUGUAGCUCCUCAUGUGAACCCAGCAUUUUUUGGAAGAGGUAUGCCUAUGAAUGGAAUGGGGAUGAUGCCAACAUCGGGUGUUGAUGGGCCUAAUAUGGGAAUGUGGUCUGAUCCUAGUAUGGGUGGAUGGGGCAGUGAAGAGCAAGGUGGUGGGAGAGCUGGCGAGUCUAGUUAUGGAGAAGAAGCUGGUUCUGACCAGCAUUAUGGGGAAGGCAGUCAUGAAAGAGGGCCUUGGGCAAAUUCUGCAAAGGAGAAAGAUAGAGGCUCUGAAAGGGACUGGUCACAGUCUUCUGAUAGAAGGUAUCGAGAUGAUAGAGACGUUGGAUAUGAUAGAGAGAGGUCCAAAGAAAAAGAUCCGGGACCUGACCAUGACUGGCCAGAUAGAAGGCCUCGUGAUGAUAGAGAUAUAGGGCGUGAAAGGGAUAAAGAUAGGGAUCGAGAUAGGGACAGAGAACGAUCCCGAGAUUAUGAGCGUGGCCAUCAUGAACGUGAUCGUGAACGUGACAGGGAUCGUGAUCGAGAUAGGUACAAGGAAGAUAGGGACAGGUAUUCUGAUCAUCAUAGAUACCGAGACCGGGAACCAGAGCAUGAGGAGGAUUGGGAUAGGGGACGGUCAUCAAGAACUCAUAGCAAAUCCCGAUUAUCACAAGAAGAAGAAAAUCGUUCUAGAUCAAGGGAUGCUGAUUAUGGGAAAAGGCGGAGGCUUACUUCUGAAUAGCUGAAUCCUUUAGCAUACAUGCUUUAAACUAUAUAGAGUAUGGCUUUCUAUGUUCGUUUGGGUUCUCUCUUCAAUGUUAUGGGCUCAUUGAUUCAUCAUUACCUUUUUGCCUAUGCUGUUUAUCGUUUGAACUUCACGUAUGACUUCUACCUACAGGAGCAUGGUCAUUUUUGGUGCAAGAAAACUUAAAAGGACAGCGGAUUCCAUUCGUAGAACAAAAGUUGGUUUGGGGACGACAGCAGAGGCCUCUGAUUCUCGUCUGCCUAGAGAGAACCCAUGCAUGGCAAUGCCUUCUCGCUCUAUAAAUUUGAUAAAGAAACUUCUUGGUUUAAACAGUUCUCACGUUUCUUUUGAAUGAUGUUUCUUCUUGACUUCUUGGCACUUGAUGACAUUGAUAUAAUUGGUUGUAAUGGCUUAAAAUAUUGCUGGAGUCCCAGUCAUGUCUGAAUGUUAUCGGACAUGUAAUAGCUUACUAUGUUGUUAGAGUAUCUUAGUGUGGCAGAUGUUGUGUUGUGGGUUAUUUUGUUUUAUGGGUUGUUGUAUCAUAUAUUCACACCUCUUUUUUUUUUUU